AGCUAAAUUCUGGAGCUGGCUUCAAAGGACUGUUGCGAAGUGGUUACAAGUCCUUCUCUGGGACGCAAGAUGCUAUAAUUCGUAAUAUUGAUGCGUGCAAAGAACUGUCGGAUAUUAAUCGUACUUCUAUGGGACCAAAUGGCAUGUUUAAGCUGGUGAUCAAUCAGCUCGACAAAAUAUUCAUCACGAGCGAUGCUGCAACCGUUGUGAAGGAGAUGGAAGUAGUCCAUCCUGCAGCGAAGCUGAUCGUCGAGGCUGCGCAGAAGCAGGAGCAAGAGGUUGGCGAUGGAACCAACUUCGUCAUCUCGUUCGCUGGCGAGCUCCUCUCGAAGGCAGGCGAGCUCCUCAUCCUCGGUGUCCAUGUGAACGACAUCAUCACCGGCUACGAGAAGGCUCUGGAAGUGGCCUACAAAGCGCUGGACGAGCUGGCCAUGUCCACGGUGUCGGACCUGCGCGACGUGUCGUGCGUGAGUUCCGCGAUUCUUCCGGUGAUCUGCGCGAAGCAGUACGGCUACGAGGACGUUCUCGCCCGCGCCAUCGCCGAGGCCUGCCUCUACACGCUGCCGCCCGCCCCCGCGAAGCCGAAGCUGGACGUGGACAACAUCCGCACGGCGCGUCUGCUGGGCGGGAGCAUCGCGCAGACGCACAUGAUGCCGGGCAUGGUGCUGCCGAAUCUCCCGCAGAACGACGUGCUGCACGUGGCCCACGCCAAGGCCCUCGUGCUCACCUGCGGACUGGAGGCCUCCAGCUCCGAGACCAAGGGCACCGUGCUCAUCCAGAGCGCGCAGGAGCUGCUGCAGUUCACCCGCGGGGAGGAGGCCGCCUUCGGCGACGAGAUCGAAGCCAUCGCGAAGACGGGCGUGAACGUGAUCUUCGCGGGCGGCAGCAUCUCCGAGAUCGCUCGGCACUUCCUGAACAAGUUCGGCAUCAUGGGCGUGUCCGUCGGCAGCAAGUUCGACCUCCGUCGGCUCUGCAAGGCGCUCGGCGCCACCGCGCUGGUGCGCGUCGGACCGCCCACCGCCGAAGAGAUCGGCCUCGCCGACGCCGUCGACGUCGCCGAGAUCGGCGGGAAGAAGGUCAUCGUCCUCCGCGCCUCCCGCGGGGAGGGACGCAUCGCCACGGUGGUGGUGCGCGGGUCCACCGAGAACAUCCUGGAGGACGUGGAGCGCGCCGUCGACGACGGCGUCAACGCCGUGAAAACGCUCUGCACGGACCCGCGGUUAAUCCCGGGUGCCGGCGGAGCCGAGGCCGGAAUGGCCGUCCGCGUCGCGGCGUUCGGGGAGGAGUGUCCGGGUCUGGACCAGUACGCGGUGCGGAAAUUCGCGGAGGCGCUGGAGGUGGUGCCGAGAACGCUGGCGGAGAACGCGGGGAUGGACGUGGCGAGGGUGCUGAGCGCGCUGACGGAGAAGUACACGGAGGAUCUGCGGUGCGGAAUGGGCGUCGAUCUGGACGGGGAGAGCGUGCGCGAUGUCACCAAGGGGGAACGGCCCAUCUGGGAUGUGUACGCCACGAAGCGGAACGCGCUGCGACUGGCGGUGAAUGCGGCCAUCACCAUCCUGAAGGUCGAUCAGAUCAUCAUGGCGAAGGAGGCGGGCGGCCCGAAGCUGCGCGCUCCGCAGAAGGACGUGGAUUAGAAUUGGGGAUUAU
Messenger RNA from Blastocystis hominis, 1647 nucleotides. RefSeq lists its product as hypothetical. Gene Ontology annotation, biological process: protein folding. NCBI's taxonomy places the organism in Eukaryota, Bigyra, Opalinata, Blastocystidae. Gene Ontology annotation, molecular function: ATP hydrolysis activity; ATP binding; ATP-dependent protein folding chaperone. Gene Ontology annotation, cellular component: chaperonin-containing T-complex. The record is from RefSeq and is a predicted model, not a curated record. Bases 129 to 1634 code for a protein of 501 amino acids. The transcript has 7 exons.